Molecule: messenger RNA, 675 nt
Organism: Cornus florida
Lineage: Eukaryota; Viridiplantae; Streptophyta; Magnoliopsida; Cornales; Cornaceae
Exons: 1
Coding region: 1-675 (224 amino acids)
Molecular function (GO): nucleic acid binding; RNA-DNA hybrid ribonuclease activity
Source: RefSeq, a predicted model, not a curated record
AUGAAAUUAAGAAUAUACAUGUUUCCGGUUGUUAUGUACAUUGUUUCUCAAACUAAUUUGAUUAAGUACAUGUUAUCAAGGCCUUUGAUUACUGGAAGGAUUGGAAAAUGUUCAUUGGCCUUGAUGGAGUUUAGUUUUAAGUACAUUCCACAUAAAGCAGUCAAGGGAUGUGCACUAGCAGAAUUUCUGGUUGAUCAUCCUUCCACUGAAAUAACAACAGAAAUGUGUGACGAGGUGGAUAGUCUCUACCUCGAACGUUCUUCAUGGACAUUACUCUUUAAUGGUUCAUGUAUUAGUCAUGGAGGAGGAGCUGGAAUUGUCAUAAGUUCUCCAAGGAAAAGGAAGACAUCAUUUUCUUUCUUUUUGGAUUGUUUAUGUACUAAUAACCAGGUUGAGUAUGAGUCACUCAUAAUUGGUUUGGAAAUUCUACUGGAAAUGAAAGCCAGAAGUGUACUUAUCAUUGGAGAUUCCAAGCUCGUGAUCAACCAGUUGGCUGAUGAAUACAGAUGCCUUAGUCAUCAUCUGAGGCCUUUCCAUUUCUUGGCCUUACAAUUACUAGAUCAAUUUGAUGAUUAUCAGUUACAGCAUUGGCCAAGACACCUGAAUAAAGAGGCAGAUGGACUGGCUCAGGUAUCAUCGAGUAUAAAAGUUCCACCUGGAGUAGAAGAACCAUAA